Penicillium soppii is the source of this 963-nucleotide messenger RNA. RefSeq lists its product as uncharacterized. NCBI's taxonomy places the organism in Eukaryota, Fungi, Ascomycota, Eurotiomycetes, Eurotiales, Aspergillaceae. The record is from RefSeq and is a predicted model, not a curated record. Bases 1 to 963 code for a protein of 320 amino acids. The transcript has 2 exons.
AUGACUUUCCAUCCAGACACACUCCCCUGCCUCAAAGGCAAGGUAUUCAUAGUCACUGGUGGAAAUUCCGGCAUUGGUUACCACACCGUAGCUCGGUUAGCAGAGCAUGACGCGCAUGUUUAUCUAUGCGCCCGAUCAGCCGAGAAAGGCACAGCAGCUAUUGCCAGAAUCAAGGAAAUGUACCCAUCAGCGAACAUUGAUCUCCUGCAAAUGGACCAUAUGAACCUUACCAGUGUCGUUACGGCCGCUAAGCGUUUCCUCGCACUUGAAACGGCAGUACACGGCUUGGUCAACAAUGCAGGCAUCAUGGCGACACCCUUCCGAAUGACCGAAGACGGUCACGAGGCUCAAUGGCAGACCAACUACCUCGCACACUGGACUUUCACAGAGCAUUUGCUUCCUCUCAUGCUGCAAACUUCUAAGAGUCUUUCCCCCGGCAGCGUGCGCAUCGUCAACUUAAGUUCAUCGGGUCACUGGGGCGCACCGAAAUGCGGUAUCGACUUCGAAGAUACAUCACUCAAGAAUGACGGGCCAUGGGAGCGAUACGGGCAAAGCAAGCUCGGUAAUAUUCUGCACACAACAAAUUUGCACACGAGGUACGGUCCGGGCUCUCAGAGUGCGCUGAAAGGGGGAGGCGAGAUCUGGGUUGCAUCCGUACAUCCAGGUCUGGUCGAAACAAAUCUCGGCGAAGCAGUAAAGGAGUCUGGAUCGUGGAUGAUGCCGCUUUUUUCGGUAUUUCGUGUUUUUGGAUUAUUCUUGACUGCUGACAAAGGUUCAUGGACCAGUUUGUUCUGUGUGGCAAGCCAAGAUAUGAAGGCGGGGCAUAGCGGUGGCUAUCUCGAAAUUCAACGCAAGUUUACGGAGUUCUCGUGGUUGAGUCGUGCAGCGAAAGAUGGGAAGCUUACAGAGAAGCUGCACGAGUGGACACGGGAGUUGAUGAAGAAGGAAGGGUAUGUUCAGUAA